GAGCACCUCUUGUGGGUGAUUAGUGAAUAUAUUACGCUUAGUUGUCUUUAGCGUUGUCUUCUUAGCGUUGCUCGAAUCCGCCACACACCGGAUUCCGUUACCUGCCUCGUUGUAAUGUAAUGUAACGUAACUUAACGCGACGUCUAAGUUACUUUAGACUGCAGUCUCGCGCCAUUUACCAGAUGGUGGCCGGUGCUAAUCUACUUAGAGGCGCUGGCCAGUGUGUCGCUGCUUCUCCUCAAUGAGAGAAGAGAAGGAGGAGGGGAGCCCAGACAACUGGGUUGCUGUCAUUCCGUGUUUUGUUCUAUCUAAAAAGUCACAAGUUGAGCGACGGGAAGCGUAGCAAGUGGAUGAAGGAAUAUUUUCGCCGUGUAGCUUAUCAGGUGUUUAGCUAACAGGUUCAGUUAACGUGCUAACUUAGCAACGAUAUCAGCAAGUUGGACUUUUAUGGAUUUAACCUGAAUGGAGCUUUGUUAUGCCAGGAGCCAGCAGCAACAGGUUGUGAAAUCCUACCUAUCAUGCAAGGCUUUGGCUGUGGUUUGUGCUGUGUGUGUGCGGAGUUAACCGAGACCGAAGCUUUGCACCUUCACCCCUGGGGGCAUCGGCCUGUUAAAAAUGUUCCCGUAACCCUGCAACCAUGAAACCAUGCCAGUCAUCACUUAUUCAAGCGGUGCUGGAAGGUUUCCGAGGCAUCUCCAACUCCUGGGUAAAUAUGAGGCCACAAAAAGCAGAUAAGAGAAUAAUUAUGACUAAACAAACAUUGAGCCAAACUGAAGAGAGGAUGGACAGUGGACAUCAAUUACGGCUUUACUGGGAAGUUGGAAAUGUUGAGGAAGAAGUUGGAGGACAAUGGACGGAGCAGAUGCAAACGGAAAGAGAAGCAAGCGGAAUUCCAUUCCUGGAAGAUGGACACCAGCAGAAAGAAAACAACAAGAGCCAUAAAGUAAUGUUGGUGAUGAGGUGGCAUCACAUAUUCCUAUGGCUCUGUCUCUUGUGCAUCAGUCCACAACCUGCUUAUGCACAGGGACAUUUUCCGCCAAUGGAGAACAUUGCUGCCUUCAAACCCGUGUCCACCUCUCCAGCUCGUUCCACCUGUGGGGUUCCAGAUCGGAGCGUCUACUGCCAGCCGGCUUCUUUGCAGACUGAGCUGCUCACGUGCCAUCAGGCCUCCUGUGACCAGGAGUGUCCCUAUAGAUCCUCCACGCCACCUUAUGCCCCGCUAUUACUACCUGUGUACAGGGGUUCAUGUGUGAUCGAAGACACAACUGACACCCUUCCAUUUCGCCAUCAGACGUCAACAUUUGAGAGCAAAAGCACCACUAAGUCAAAUGGGCUUUCCCAUGGAUCUGGUAGUGUUAUGUUUCCACCAGGCCAACAGGGAUGCCUAGUCUCACCCCCCUCACAGAAACUGGGAGCUUCUGGAUCCCUCACACUGGCAUUAUGGAUUAAACCAAGCUCUCCUGGAGAUAUGAUGCUGCUGGAGAAGAGCUCAAGAGAGCGAUUAGUUUUUUCACUGACAGUGUCUGAACAGAUUGUCAGUUUGCAGUACAUUGAGUCCAGAAGUUUAACCCCUCUGACGAUCACCUUCAGAACACACGGGCGACUUGUUUUGGGCAGGUGGACACACCUUGUUUUACAGGUCCAUGACAGACACAUCAGUCUGUUCCUAAAUGGGCUGGAGGAGGACGGGACACCUUUUGAGACACAAUCACUGGCCACCAGACUGCAUGACAGCGAUGAGGACAGUACCAUGAGGGUGGGACUCUGCUCCAAAGGGUCCAAUCAGUUCAUGGGGUGGAUGCAGGACUUUAGAUUUUAUCCUUCUACUCUGACCAACAGGGAAAUAGUUGAAAUUUAUUCAGGUGCCCUGCCACAGCUCCAUUCCCAGUCUGAAUGUCGCUGCCCUCCCACUCAUCCCAGGGUCCACCCUUUAGUAGAACGAUACUGUAUCCCCAAUGCUGUUGAGGACACCACCAAUGACAGAGUCUUACGGCUAAACCUCAAUGCAUAUCCACUUGCUUACAUCAAUGAUCAGGACAUGGGUACCACGUGGCGUUCUAAGAUCUUUACCACUCAGGAACUGGACGAGGGGCUCACUAUUACCGUAGAUUUGGAAAAUGGACAAUACCAGGUGUUUUAUGUCAUAAUUCAGUUUGGUAGCCUCUUGCCAGAGUCACUUCUGAUCCAAAGACAAAGACUCCCGCAUCAACAGAACAGUAUGCACACAGAGGAAUCCUGGUUAGACUGGCAGUAUGUGGCUAAAGCAUGCAGUGUGUUUGAGAUGCAGAAUAAUGGGCCUUUGCUAGCACCGGACUCAGUCAACUGCCUCCAACUGCCCAGCGAGGUGCCCUACUCUGGAGGUAACAUCACAGUCAGCCUGCUGAGCCCAGAGCCAAACCUGAGACCAGGCUACAAUGAUUUCUACAACACCCCUGCUCUUCAGAGGAUGGUACAUGCCACCCAGGUCAGGAUACAUCUUAGAGGACAAUACCACACCAGAGCAGCCGAGGUGGACCAGCGGCACCGACACUAUGCCAUCAAAGAAAUCACCAUCAGUGGCAGGUGUGAGUGUCAUGGCCAUGCAGAUCAUUGCGACACCAGCCUCACUCCCUACCGCUGCCUGUGUCUGCCUGAAAGCCACACUGAGGGAAACAAUUGCCAGCACUGUGCACCCCUCUACAACGACAAACCCUUCCGGCUAGGUGAUCAGCUCCAGCCAAUGAACUGCCGGCCUUGCCAGUGUCAUGGACACGCCGACUCCUGUCACUAUGACGCCCAGAUGGAUGACCAACCAACAGAACAAUACCUGGGAGGAGGAGGAGUCUGUGACAACUGCAUGCACAACACAACCGGUAGGAACUGCGAGCUGUGCAUAAGAGGGUUUUUCAGGUUGGAGCAUUCUGAUCCUGCUUCAGCUUAUGUGUGCCAGCCUUGUGACUGUCACACUGCUGGAACUGUCAAUGGCAGCACUGACUGUUUUCAGGUUGGAGGCCAAUGCCAGUGCAAGGCUGCUGUAAGAGGGCGCCGUUGUGCAGACUGUUCACCUGGCUGGCACAGCCUUCAAGCCUCCAAUGCAGAGGGCUGCCUCCGCUGUAACUGCAGUGAUUUGGGCAUUGUUAACUCCUCUGCAGGAAGUGGUCCAAGCUGCAAUCAGCACUCCGGACAGUGCCAGUGUAAAGCCCACGUGACAGGUCUGUCUUGCGAUCGUUGUGAAUUCGGUUAUUGGAAUCUGUCCCACCCAGACGGCUGCAUCCCCUGCGACUGCGACCCCGUGGGAUCAGUCAGCCCAUUCUGUGAGCCUGAGGGGGGGCAGUGUGAGUGUAAGGCUGGAGUUGGGGGCCAGCGCUGUGAUUCCUGUGGCCGGGGUUUGUCUGGUUUAAGGCUGGAUGGAACUUGCACCCCCUGCAAUUGCUCAAAAGAGGGGACUGUACCCGAGACAGACUGCAAUCGUCACACGGGCCAAUGUGUGUGCAAGGAACAUGUGGAAGGCCGUCUCUGUGACACUUGUCGUCGCGGUUACCACACUUUGGAGCUCAGAAACUCCCUAGGCUGUCUGCCGUGCGUGUGUGACAUCAGCGGCACUGUGCCGGAUGGUGUAUGCGAUAAGUGGACAGGACAGUGCCCAUGCAGACAUGGAGUCCAGGGGGUGCGGUGCACCAACUGUGCCCCCAACUACUAUAACGCAACUUCAGAUGCCCAAAGAGCAUUCGAUGGCUGUGUUCCAUGUACAUGUGACCCAAGAGGAACAGUGGCUGGGUCAGUGUGUGACAGCACUACAGGUCAAUGUGUGUGUACACCAGCACGCUUCAGAAAAGACUGUACCACAUGCCGGCCUGGUUUUUACCUUUCUGCAGAUCUGAGAAUAUGUGUGGAGUGUGACUGCCAUCCCAUGGGGGCCAUGCAGCGUAAGUGUGAAAGCCAGACUGGCCAGUGUGUGUGUGCCCAUCCUUCGGUGGGAGGACGAAGAUGCAACCACUGUCGGGAAACCUUUUUUGGAUUCAACCCUGGCUUGGGCAGAUGCCAACCAUGUGCAUGUGACCCGGCGGGCAGUGUCAGUGGUUCUUGUAACCCAGACUCAGGAGUGUGUGAGUGUAAGCUGCUGGUUACUGGGGAUAAAUGUGAUGCAUGUCAACAUGGAGCAAGCCAUUUGCAUACAGAGAAUAUCUAUGGCUGCAGUAAAGCUCCCUCUCAACAACCUGCCCCAGUAGCUUUGGCGCUCAGCUAUUCUUCCAUUAAUCUGACUUGGCAUCAGCCUGACUCCCCAAACUCAAACAUACUCAACUACACUCUCAUCAGGAAUGGACAACCUGUGCACAGCAUCCAGCGUAGCUAUCCUUUCAGGCCUGAAUUAUUCAAAGAUAUCCAUCUGUCUCCAUACACAAACUAUUCUUACUGGCUGAUUACAACUAAUGUCGCUGGUGUGACAACUAGUGCAACUGCUUCCUGCCAAACUUUAGCCGCACCACCUGAACAGGGCCAGCUACAGUUAAGUCUCGUUGGGCAACCUGGUCCAACCACCGCCAGCUUCAACUGGAGUGUACCAUCUAAUGAUACAGGGCCAGUGGAGAGGUUUGUGUUGUCCUCCACAGAAUCUUCUAGUGAAGCAGAGUCUGUCAUCCACUACACAGGUUUAUCUACUGAGGCAGUGGCAAGUGGCCUGAAGGCCUUCACCCAAUACACUGUCACACUGCAGGCAUGCUCAUCUGGAGGCUGCACCUCCACUUUACCUUUGUCACUGCUGACAGCUGCUACCCCCCCACAAAACCAAUCCCCUCCCAAGGUCACCGCCACUGGACCCCACACCCUGUUUGCGUCAUGGGAGCCUCCCGCUCAGCCAAACGGAGUUAUCACAAGGUAUGAGGUCUUUUUACGGGGUCCGGUGGAAUCACGAAACCUGUCAAGUCUGUCUGGAGAAAAAAGAGUCUUUGUCAGCACGGGGUGGUUUGAUCCAAGCAUCCCCUCGCAAGCAAAGCUCAACAAUAGCGUCAGAGCCUCCCCCCCUGAGAGCAGCACUAUUGUGGCAAGUCUGCAGGCCUUCUCCAGCUAUCAGAUGAGAGUCGUUAGUGUCAAUAUGGCAGGGAGUGUCUCAUCAGGUUGGACUACCGCACGAACAAUGGAAGGAGUUCCAGAGUUAAUGCCUCCUCCAGAAGUGUCUGCCCUGACUUCCACCAGCCUUCAGGUCACUUGGUGUACUACUGAACGUGACGGGGUCAUUGCCAGAGGGCAGGUCACUGAAUUUCGUGUCAAUUUGCUGACUGAACAAACCAACAACACCUAUGCUCCUCCUGUCUUCAGUCAGAUUCUGCAGCAUUUUGGACCCUCUGACCAACCUGUUUAUAUAGUGAAAGGGUUGAAGCCUUACCACCUGUACAACUUCACUGUGACACUCUGCACAAAGAAUGGCUGCAUUACAAGUUUAAAAAGCUCGGGUCGGACUCUAUCUGCAGCUCCAACAGGAUUGUCCUUACCUCGACUGCAUCCGGUCAAUGACACAACCAUUCAGAUAGACUGGGAUGUCCCGGCUCAAUUAAAUGGACCACACCCACUGUACCAGGUGGAGAGGACAGACAUCUCUCUUUCUGACCCCCAAGCUUCUUUCAUCAGAGGCACGUGGUUCUCUGGGAAUAGCCACUACCAGUUUCCAAGUGACACCCUGCCUGUUAACACUGACUUCACCGGUAUUGAGUUGAGUUUCAAGACUCACUCUCCAGAUGGCAUGCUGCUCUGUGCCCUUUCUCCUGGAAAUCAGGAAGAAUUCAUUGCUAUUCAGAUCAAAAAUGGCCGUCCUUACUUCUUGUUUGAUCCACAGGGCUCAGUGGUGGCCGUGAGUGCACAGGGGGAUGGAGAGCGCCUCUACAACGACGGGCAGUGGCACCACAUCACAGCAACGAGGCAAGGAGCUGUGGGAACAAUCGUUGUAAACAAUCAAUACAGAGGUAGUGCUUCAGCCUCCAGUGGCAGCACUGUAAUUGGUGAGAAUACAGGAGUGUUCAUCGGAGGACUGCCAGGAGAUUUAACUCUACGGAGGAAAGACCUAGGGCCCGCCCGGCUGAUGCGGCGGGGUUUCUCCGGUUGCUUGAGAGACGUGCGUUUUAAGAUGACUGACAGACCCUCAGAGAAGUGGAGUCCCCUGGACUGGACAAAAGCCACAAAUAAAAUGUCAGCAUAUGAAAGCUGGGAGGGAUGCCCACUUCAUAUUGGAGAUGGGGCUCAUUUUCUGGGUCACGGUUACUUGGAGUUGAGCAAAGAUCUGUUCCGUGGAGGAAAGGACUUUGACAUCUCCAUGGAGUUUAGAACAGACCAGUUGAAUGCACUUCUGCUUUUUUCAUACAACACACAGACUGAUGACUAUAUGCUGGUGGAGCUGAAGGGUGGCCUCCUUUUGUUCGUUCUCUCCAGUAGAGGUCAUGUGACUGAGCUUAGUAUGUGGGUGGGUCUGAGCUACUGCGAUGGCGACUGGAAGCAGCUCUCCCUAGCAAAGCGUGUCUCCCUCAUCUCUGCGGCUGUCGAUGACUGGGCAGAGGAGAUGAGGGGAGCUGGAGCAGCAGGGGGGCUUCAUGUUGACUCACCAUUAUAUUUGGGCGGGGUGCCCACUCAGCUCACCCAUCCUGCUUUGCACUUCCACAGUCACAGACAGGGCUUCGGAGGUUGCAUAAGGGGCCUCACCAUUCAAAGUGAUGAAACAACAAGCCCUCCUGUCAGUCAAAGUGUGAAUCUCUCUGUUGCCUCCCGGCGUUCUGUUAGAAUCUUCCUCGACGGCUGUCCUACUAGUGAAAGCCGUUACAACUGCAGGGGAAAUGACACAGUGUUGAUCUUCACUGGGAGAGAGACGCACGCCUUUGAUUACAGUCUGCCGCCAUUCACUGAAUACCUGUACAGGUUUAUAGCUUUAGGUGCAGGAGGGUGGGCAGCCUCUCCUUGGCAGAGAGGACGCAGCCGGGGCAGAGUACCGAGCACCGUCCCGCCUCCCUCCAUGCUACAGAUUGUGAAUGGCUUCAGUGCCAAGGUGAGCUGGGCACCACCCACAGGUGAUCUCAGAGGCGUGAUUGACAGGUAUGAGUUGAGAGCCUACAAUAGAGACCAGCCAGAGGUGGCGCCUAUCAAAGUCGUAUACCUGGCUAACGGAAAUUUCACAGGUGUUCUUUCCGGUCUCACCCCGUCCACUCAGUACUUGGUGACUGUAAGUGCUUGUAUUGCAACUGGCUGCACUGAAAGUCUUCACAGCAGUCUCCAUGCUGCUAAUAUGACAUCCAUCCUCACAACCCCACAGGAAGCUCCUGAUGCUGUUUCUCCUCCAUCUGCACUCCCAUCACCCUCAGCUCUUUAUGUCACCUGGGAAGCUCCAGCAAGGCCCAAUGGAGUCAUUACAGAGUACCGCGUCUAUCAAAACGACCAAAUGGUCUACAGCGGGGAUGAGAGACGCUACAACAUUACUGAUCUCGGCGUCUAUACCGCUCACAUCCUGGUGUUGUCUGCAUGCACCGCCGUUGGAUGCACCAACAGUUCACAGGUCACAAUGUUGACCUCUCAGCUUCCUCCCGGGCCACUACGAGCACCAACUCUGACCUUGCUGGACUCGCGGACCAUUCUGGUGGAGUGGUCGCGACCUUCUCAGGUCAAUGGCGUUCUGGAGUUCUAUUCCAUCUUCCUGUCACAAGGUGCUUCGGAGCCCACCCUAGUCUACAACAGUUCAAAACAUGUCGAAGACCACACACUCCGCAACCUAUCUCCUGGCACAGCCUACACCAUCAGUGUGGCUGCUUGCACAGGUGGUGGCUGUACAAGAAGCCCCCCCGCUGUGGCCGAGACUGAGGAGAGCACCCCGGAGAAUGUGCCGGCACCAAUAGUCACCCCUUUGUCCCCAAAUGCACUUAACAUCAGCUGGACAGCUCCUGAUAAGCCCAAUGGUAUCAUAACCAGCUAUGGCCUUUGGAUGGAUGGCGUUAUCAUAUCAAACACAAGUUCCUCUCAGAGCUUCUUGGUGGUGAAGGAACUGUCUCCAUGGAGCAGACAUGUACUCAGGCUUCAGGCCUGCACAGCGCGUGGCUGCGGCAAGGGACCCAUGGUGGAAACGCACACUUUGGAAAUGGCUCCAGAAGGUCCAAUGAUGCUAGAAUUGACCAACCAGAGUUCUAGAUCUCUAAGAGCCCGAUGGACUGCUCCACCAAGACCCAAUGGCAACAUGAGAUACACACUAUACCAUCACAGUCAAGGUGGCGAUGUGGUGCUGGAUGGAGGCACGGCAGCCGGCACGUGGUUGACUUUGACGGACCUGCAGCCGUACACCAACUACAGCUUCUGGGUCAGAGCUUGCAAUACACGGGGCUGUGUGAAGAGCAUGGUGCUUAAUGUCACUACAUCUACAGCAGCGCCAGAUGGGUUGUCCGCCGUGAGACUCACUCAUGCCACGAGCACCAGUCUAAAUGUGUCUUGGUCCGAACCAGCCCACUCCAAUGCCCCGGGCCUGCUUCACUACAGUCUACAAAUGAGGACAUCACCCCAGAGACCUGUGAUAAGGCUCCUGGAAAAUACAACAGACACUUUUUCCUAUCACAUGUCUGGCCUGUCUCCAUACACCCAGUACCUAUUCCGACUGGUGGUCUCACACUCACAUGGACAGACAACAGGGCCCUGGGAAACUCUUUGUACAGCAGAAGACAGUCCAGGUCCCCUAGACCCCCUGACUGUUCUCACGCUCCAUCCUCGAAAUGUGACAGUCGCAUGGGCACCUCCCUCCCAACCUAAUGGCAUCAUCACCAAUUUCAGCCUUUAUUUUCACCCCGAUGCUACCUCUACUUUCCAUCCCAAACCUGGCACCAGUUUGAAACCCAACUCAAUCUUUGAUUCAGACCCUUACCCAAGUCAACCAAAUGUUACCACAUCUGGCUCAUAUCGACACCUCGUAAAGAGUAACCAGACUCCAAUGUCACCUAAUGUAGGAACCAAGUCAUUAGAUUCUUCUGGACCCAUUGCCUUCUCAAGGGUGCCCACAAACCCUCCCGUGCCACACAAAGUAUACACUUCAACCAGACCCGAAAGUGAGCAAGAUGUCCUCCACGACAACAGUUCAUCAACUUUAAGUCUCUCCCCACCAUCAGUGAUUGUUCCAGGGAACACCACAAGCUACACCUUCCUUGACCUCCUUCCAUACAACUCCUACAAAACCCAACUGGAAGCAUGCACCAGCGUGGGUUGUUCAAUGUCGGAAACGAUGCGCUUUCGGACCCUGCCAGCACCUCCUGAAGGACUCCCUACACCUCACCUCUACUCUGACACACCCACCUCUGUUCUCCUGUCCUGGGGUGCACCAGAGAGCCCAAACGGACCUUUAGAGAGGUGGCAAAUUGAACGCAGAGUUGCCGGUACAGAACAAAUCUCCACCGUAGGACACCUUCUGCCAGAACCUCCCCCUCUUUCCUUCUUGGACUCCUCAUCAGCACUUAGUCCGUGGACAACUUACCACUAUAGACUUGUGCUCCAUAAUCAAGCUGGCAAUGCCACAGGACCAUGGGCCAGUAUCUCCACCAGACCUUCUCGACCAGCUGGUGUGACUCCUCCAAGGGUUAAAGUGUUGGGACCAGAGUCAAUACAGGUCACAUGGUCUCCACCUUUAAUUCCCAAUGGGGAGAUCCAGGGUUAUGAGCUCCGUCUCCCACACCCCCGCAUCUUCCACAAUGGCAGCAACACAACCGAGCUGAGUGUCAGGGUGACAGAUUUGAUUCCCUACACAAACUACAGUGUCACCGUGGUUGUGUGCUCCAAGGGAGGUGGAUAUGUCGGAGGAUGCACGGAAAGUCUGCCGACUCCAGCGACAACAUUUGCCUCAAGCCCCCAAGGCCUCGGAGCCCUGUCAGCGGUAGCUGUCAGUGAGUCUUUCCUUGCUGUGUCUUGGCAACCUCCGCGCAAGCCCAACGGACCCAACAUCAGAUAUGAGUUGCUGCGACGUAAAACCCACCAGCCGCUUGCCGUCACCACAGUCCCCAUAGUAACAGCCCCAUCCGCCAACCCUUCUGAAGAUCUCCAUCGCUGGCUCCAUGUUUACUCCGGCACCAAAUUGUUCUACCAAGAUAAAGGCCUAAGCAGAUUCACACGCUACCAGUAUCAGUUAGUGGUCCACAAUGACGUGGGCUUUUCUUCAGGAGAAAUCAUCACAGCCGUCACCAUGGCUGGGAUUCCUCUCCGUCCUCCAUCGCUGUUUGCACACGCUGUCAAUCACACGGCUGUUCGUGCCAACUGGACAGCACCUUCUUUACACGACCUGCAGGGUGAAGUAGAGAUGUACUUCCUUACAGUCAUCUCUGCCAACUCGAGACAAAAGUUGGCUUUUCCCCCAGAAAGCCUCUCUACAGUGGUGACUGACCUUUGGCCCAUGACCACCUACAUGUUGUCAUUACACGUGUCUAAUGGAGCACAUAAUACAACCAAGUCAAUAGUUAACGUCACCACAGAGGAUGGAGAGCCAGAUGGGAUUUUGGCCCCCGAAGUAGUUCCAGUUAACAGCAGCACCGUUCGUGUGCUCUGGUUUCCUCCUCUGAAAGCAAACGGAGCUAUUACCGCUUACCGAGUUUACGUGGACGACCGCCUCCAUGGCAGCGUAGACAACAGCUCUGGGUCUUACCUGCUGGGCAACUUGCUGCCUUUUACCGUUUACAAUAUACAGGUGGAGGUGUGUACUGUUUAUGCAUGUGUUCGGAGUAAUGUUACUCAAACAAUUACUGUGGAGGACCUACCUGCUGCCAUGGCCACACCACUUGUACAACUACUGGGUCCAAGGCGUGUCAAAUUGGACUGGUCCCCUCCGGGAAGACCAAGUGGAAUCAUUUUGGGCUACGAAGUCCUAAGACGGUCCUUCGGGUUAUGUGGCUCAACAUCAGCAGGGGGCAUGUCUUCUUUGGGGAAAGAUUCAAGAGGCAUAAAGCUCAGGUGCUCCUACCUGCAGUGUCCAGCCACUUAUAGUGUUUGUGAGACGUCGUGUUUCCACCCUGAUGUACAGGUUUGCUGUACUGGAAUAUUGUUCAGUAAAAUGCCACAACAUUACUGUUGUGACGGACGUUAUCUCAGCUUCAGUAAUUCCUCCAGUCCAGUCUGCUGCAAUGGCAAACUGUUGCCACCUCUUCCAGACCACCAGUGCUGCGGAACGUACUAUGUUCAAGUCAAAACCAAUGAAUACUGCUGCCCCGACCACUCGCAGGGCCGAGUCUCAGUGGGGCUGGGGGACAGCUGCUGUGGGGGUGUUCCCUACUCCACCAAAGGUGGCCAGCUGUGUUGCGGUGGGAGCCUCCAUGAUGGCUAUGGGGUCCAGUGUUGCGGGGGCCACGUUGUCAAUGAUGCACUGGUUUGCUGUGGCAAUGCCAGGAAGGGACAAGUGCAUACAUACAUUCCAGGUUUUUCCUGCUGUGGUCAAGAGUACAUCAACUCUUCUACCUCUCUCUGCUGCAUGGGCACUGAGGGAGUUCCCACGAUUCACCCUUCUGGGAAUGCCACAGUCAGACUGCAGUGCUGCGGGUCAAAGGUCAUACUUCAAGAACAGGAAUGCUGUAGUGGAACUGGCUAUGACCCACAGCGCCAUGUGUGCGCCAACAGGCCUACACCAAAACUUUUAAUGGAGAGUGGCUGUUUGCAAGGUGCUGUGUGCCCAGUGGCUGCAGCCUCCACAGCCUACUGCGGCUCCUGUGACAUCGACCCCUCUAUGACGGCCUGCACGUGGGUCCUGUCGGCACUACCUCACCUUAACCACGCAGUCAACACCACAUCCGAGGGACUCAUCGCGGGCCUCCGCCCGCAUGGCAACACAAGUAGCGUACUGCGACACGAGGGGAGCUUGUGUCCGUCCCAGGAGGAGGUAGUGUACAGCGGGGAUGCCAAGCGAUAUAGCUACACAGAUUCCGACCUAGAGCCCUUCACCACUUACCAGUACAGAGUAAGGAGCUGGAACAGCUUUGGCAGGGGUUCAAGUGAUGUUACCACGGUGACCACCAGUGAAGAUGAACCGUGGGGAGUGGCCCCCCCUCGGUGGAAACGCCUGGGUGAACGAAGUGAUGUCCUCCAGUGGCAGUGGCAACCACCCGCUAGGCCUAAUGGAGUCAUAACCCAUUAUGUUAUACUGCGUGAUGGACAAGAACGUUACCGUGGUGAUGAAUAUACAUUCACAGACAUGGGCGGGAUAAAGCCUUUCCAGGAAUUCAGCUACCAGCUACGGGCCUGCAACCGAGCUGGUUGCACUGAUAGUACAAAGAUGGUGGCACUAACAGUUCAAGGAGUCCCCGAGGGGGUGCAGUCUCCAACGAUAAGAGCCUUGAGCCCCUCAUCUCUUCUCGUGAGCUGGAUCCAACCUGCACGUCCCAAUGGAAGAGUGCUGUGGUAUCACCUGAACCAGACUGGUGUGGGCACCCUGUUUACUUACACCGAUGCACCCGGGAAUUAUACCGUGACUGGUUUGCAGCCAUUCACAGACUACACUUUUGUGCUGGUGACCUGCACAGCUGUGGGAUGUGGCACCAGUUCACCUUCUACAGGACGCACCCUCCAAGCUGCUCCCACUGGUGUGUGGCCAAGACCCAGACACGUGGCCGUCAACACAUCUGCGGUGGAGCUGUUCUGGGAUCAGCCAGCCAGGCCUAACGGACAGGUCUCCCGGUACCGACUGCGCAGAGACGGUCACGUUAUUUUUACCGGCGACUCCCGUGAGCAGAAUUACACCGACACUAGACUCUCGCCAAACCGCAGGUAUGUUUAUGAACUGGAGGCCAGCACAGGCGGCGGGGUUGGUCUGAGUGACAAAUACAUAAUAAAAACACCAGCCUCGUGCCCCACUGGGAUCCCAGCUCCACACAAUGUGACAAUCACAGGCCCCCACUCCAUCUCCUUGGUCUGGUCCGCUCCUGCCCAGUUCAACAUCAGCCAGCUUGUACAUUACAACAUUUUGUUGAAUCCAGGAAGUGACAGUGCCGCAGUGCAUCCCACAGGCCAAGACCUGAACCUGACUGUGAAAGGUCUGCAGCCUUUCACCACCUACCAUGUCCGAGUGCAGGCCUGUCAGACUGGGGGGUGUGGCAUAGGAAAGGGUAUUUAUGUUCAGACUUUAGAAGCCGCACCAAAAGGUCUACCACCACCCUCAGUAACAGCAGCUGGUCCCGGUGUCUUAGAGAUCCACUGGUCUCCCCCUGAAAAAACAAAUGGCCUCAUCACCUCCUACCAUAUAUACAGGUCCCCAGUGGAAACAGAGGAGGAACUUCUGGUUUUCAUCUGGUCUAGUGGACCACUAGAGUUUUUUGAUGCAAGCCCUUCCUUGCAGCCCUUCACCUCCUACUGGUAUAGGGUUCAAGCUUACAACUCUAAAGGCUCAGCUCUGAGUGACAGGACGCUGGCCCGGACUCUGUCAGCCGUACCAAACGAUAUGGCUCCUCCCACUGUCACGCCUACAGGCGCAUACUCUAUCCAUCUGAAAUGGAGUGAACCAAGAGAGCCCAAUGGUCUCAUUUCAAAUUAUAAACUCAUCUACAAGAAGCUCCAGCUGGACCCAACACUCAACUCAACUGCAGUGAUAGCACUCACUGUGGAGGGUUCAGUCCGAGAAGCAACAGUCUUUGGCCUUGAGCCCUACAGUCAGUACGAUCUACUAGUGGAAGCCAGAAAUGAAGCAGGCGGUGUGUCCAGCCCAUUGGUCAGCAUAAGGACCAUGGAGGCUUCUCCUGCUGGACUGGCUAACUUCAGUGUAGAGCAGAAAGAGCAGGGCAGGUCCUUACUGCUCAGCUGGGAUCCACCAAGUUCUCCAAAUGGAGCCAUCACGAUGUAUAAUUUGUACAGCGAGGGAAACCUGGAGUUCAGUGGUCUGUCACGUCACUUCCUUUUCCGACGCUUGGACCCAUGGACCACAUACACUCUUACUCUUGAAGCUUGCACAUCAGUAGGAUGCACACGGGGUCCACCUCAUCAUGUCACCACUGAUGCUGCUCCACCUGACUUGCAGCCUUCUCCCACACCUCUUUCCAUUGGUUCAGACCAUGUGUUGCUUUCCUGGGGAUGCCCCGCUCAUCCAAAUGGGCCCAUUGAGGAGUACUAUUUACUGGGAAGAAGUCAGAUGUGGAGUGGAAGAAGCAACAAGCAAGAUGCCGCAAGGGAAAAAGUUUGUGAAAGUUCUGUUAUUCUUUCUUUGACUUCCCAUUUACGGUCACUGAACCAACAAUACUGUCACAAACAGGUGCUGUUCAAACAAUCAUCUCCACAAACAAAUGACACUUUCUUCUACACGGUGACUGGAUUGCGCCCCUGGACUCAGUACAACUUUGCCAUACGUUCCCAUAACCCUGCUGGCCACACCCACAGCCCCUGGCUAACAGUGACAACCAAACAGGCCCCGCCUCUUGGCCUGGCCCCACCAACAGUGAGCCACCUUCAGGAUCAACCAAGUGAAGUGUUGGUAUCCUGGACUCCACCUGUAGAACCCAAUGGGUUGCUCCAGUCUUACAGGAUCCAGAGAAACAAUGUGAGCUUCUCCUUUAGUUUUGACUCAACAGUCCUCAACUACACUGACAAAGAUCUCCUUCCUUUUUCAAGCUAUAGCUAUUCCAUCACGGCGUGCACAUCUGAGGGAUGCAUCACAAGCCCUGAUUCUAACAUUACCACCUUAGAGGCUCCCCCUGCCACUGUAGAGGUUCCCACUGUGGACUCCAUCACAUCCAACAGUAUGAACAUUUCCUGGGCUAAACCAGCGACCCAAAAUGGGGAGGUAACUGAAUAUAUUCUAAAAGUGAACAGCCAAGAGGCUUAUCGUGGGACAGAUGUGAAGACAAUGCUGCUACACCUGAAUCCUCACACGUCCUACCAGCUAGUACUGUUAGCUUGCACCAGUGGUGGCUGCACUGCCAGCGCGGCCACAGCCACUGUGACAGAGGAGGCUCCUCCUACGGAUAUGCCUAUCCCCACUCUGAAGGUCACUGGUGCAGAGUCAGUAGAAGUUAACUGGGGACCACCACAGAGCCCCAACGGCGUCAUCACAGCAUAUGAACUCCGCAGAGAUGGCGAAGUAAUCUACGUGGGCCCCGAGACACGCUACCAUGACUUCACUCUUUUGCCCAAUGUGGAGUACAGCUACUUUGUCUGGGCUAACAACAGCAGAGGGGCAGCGAGCAGCGCCUCAGCCACAGCAAAGACUCACCCAGCGGCUCCUUCUGGUGUCGGCCCCCCCAUGUUGUCACCUCUGGGACCUAGUCAGGUGAAAGUGGAGUGGAACAUCCCCGCCCGUCCUAAUGGAGACAUUAUUAGUUACACAGUAUAUCACCGAGAUCCCGUCCAGCUCAGUGUGAGCAGCACUGUGUACACGCCAGAGGACAGUGUCUUCUCAGAGAGACGCAUCACGCUGCGUGGGCUCGCUCCAUACCGCAGGUAUGAGGUGAGGUUAGAGGCUUGCACAGCGCUGGGUUGCUCCUCCAGCGACUGGUCGUCCAUUCUCACGCCGGAGGCUCCACCUGCUGGACAGGCAGCACCACUGUUGGACCUGCAGCCAGAUACCUACACAGGCCACCAGACAACCUUCCUGCUGACCUGGUCCCCUCCAGCUCAACCAAAUGGCUGGAAGCUACAUUAUGAGGUGUACCGCAGACUGGAGCUCACAGUCGAUACGCACAGAAGUGAUGCAGCAGCACUUGUGUACAGUAACUCAUCCACAAGUUGCAAGGAUGAGGGACUCCUGCCUUUUACUGCAUAUCAGUACCAGCUGUGGGCCGUGAACUCAGCCGGCCGCUCUCCGAGCCAGUGGGUUAGCGGGACAACUGGACCCGCUCCACCCGAUGGUGUCGCUCCGCCCACUUUCCUGCGUGUCUCCGCAACCACGGCGGUGGUGGAAAUGCACUCUCCGGCCCGACCCAAUGGCAUUGUCAGCCUUUACCGCAUCUUCUCUCUUGACCGCAACGACGACGUCACUCUGCUCUCAGAGGGCACAUCUCAUCAGCAGACACUUCAUGGUUUACAGCCUUACACGCGGUACAGGGUUGGAGUGGAGGCCUGCACCUGUUAUCAGUGUUGUAGCCAGGGACCACUAGUCGUGCUGCACACACUGGCUGCCUCACCAUCACGACAGUCGCCGCCUCGUGCCAUCACGCGAACCUCUCGCUCAGCCCAGCUGGCGUGGAUGGAGCCCCUGGAGCCCAAUGGGAUCAUCGAGAGCUGUGAGCUCCAUCUCAGAACAGCCUGCCCGCAGCCCCCGCAGCCUGUGCACCACCCUUGUGUUACUGGACCAGCGGAAAUUAGAUUCUUCGGCAAAAGGCGGAGCUACAAUGUGACAGGUCUGCAGCCUUAUUCCACCUAUGAGCUGAGAGUGGCCUGCUUCAACAACAUGGGAAGCACCGCCUCCAACUGGACUGCUGUCGUCACGCUCGCUGAAGCACCACAGUACGUCUCACCCGUAUCUGUGGGCAGCAACCUGACGGUCAUAUGGCUGGACUGGACCGGGUCCUUCUCCCUAAAUGGCUACCUGAAGGAGUAUACUGUUACUGAGAGCCAGCUCAGGAUCUAUAGUGGCUUCUACAGUUACCUUCAUGUUGUACGCACGUCACAGAAAAUGCUAUCAUUUCAGGUGAUGUGUACCACAGACAGUGGCAGUGCCAUCACUCCCACUGUCAGAUACAGCCCUGCUGUGGGUCUAGGUCCUACUCAUCCAGAGGAGAUGGGCAAAGAAGGAGUGAGCAUGUCGGCAGCACCAAUUUACACUGAGCUGUGGUUCAUUCUGCUGCUGGCGCUGCUGGGUCUCUUCCUGUUAGCCAUCAUGUUGGGACUCCUGCUGCAAAGAGCGUUGAGGAAGAAUCCAUCAGCCAGAGAGCGCCCUCCACUGGUCAUGCUUCAGAAGAGCAGGAAGGCUGGUGGUGAGACGUACUCGAGGCCUUGUCCUGACUUGUGUUCUAAACAUCAUUCUGGCUCUGUGCUCCAUCGCGAUCGUCUCACAGGCCUUUCCGACACCAAGAUAGUGGGUGGUGGCUCUCCAUUUAGCCCCAUGUCUGUCCUGAGAGUCCCCAGCCAAAGUGACCUGACGCAGGCCUACUCCCAUCAUCCCUUACACCACAGCCUCAGUCAGCUCAUUGACAAGAAGGCUCUGAUGGACGACGGCUGCUGGGACAACCCUGGACUGUAUGUGGAGGAAGACUUUGCAGAUGCUAUCAAGGCUCUAAGCUGUGUGAAGAAGGAGCACGCCACCUUCACUGACACACAACUUUAAGAUGGGUGGAUUGCAGCGGCCAAACAGUGGUUACCCCCUGUACCCUGCCUCUCGCCCGAAGACAGCUGGGAUUGGCUCCAGCACCCCCACGACCCUCGUGAGGAUAAGCGGUAGAAAAUGAAUGAAUGAAUGAAUGAAUGAAUUUUGCCUGGCUUCACUGUCUCUGGCAGCAGCUAGGUCACUAUAGUUAUCCACGUACUUCAAAUGUUACUUUUUUUGUGACAUUUUGUCUUUAAAACAAACAAGUAAUGUGGUUUGUUUGGAGCUUGUUUUUGUCCCACAUGGAAGCUACGAUGGCUGUCACGUUGAUGGGGUAUGUGCCAACUUAAGUAUCACUUAACAAACUUGCUCUCUUAUAAUAAUAAUAAUAUCUUGUCUUUAAAACACUGCUUAUGUACUUAAGUUGUUCAACAUUAAUACUAUACAUUUAAGUUACAUACAUUUUAAACUUUAUCAAGUGACACAGUACCUUACACACGUUAUACACGUCCACACAGUUUCACCGCUCAUUUAGCUUUUGCCCCUGCGUCCCUUCAAGGAGCAACCAAGAGAAGUUAGAGGUGAAGAAUCAGUGGCAGUGAGAACGAUGGCGACCUCGCUCAAGGUCACAUGCACACCUAAACACACGUACACGCACGUGCGUUGGCAUGUUCGCAGCUUGUGUCGGCCACAGAGGGAGGAGGGAGAGGAGGUGGUGAAAUGAGAGCGUGUGGACUGAUUGUAAAGGACAGUGUGGCCCUGAGCCACACACACACACACACACACACACACAGUUUUAUUAAAGUCAUAAAUCAUACUGAGGACAUGCGCCAUCUCAGAGAGGAGACUGUCUGAAAUAGGAGGUUAGUGAAAUGAACACGACGACUAUGUUCACUCUGGCGAGUCAUGCAGACACACAAACGUUCAGGUGGAGUUUUUAAUAUUAACAUUUCAAUGUGUUUAUUUUAAUGUAUUAUACUUUCAAAUCAAUAUAGUUCUUGUAUGAACCGAAAGUGCCGAACAGUAGGGGGGUUUGCAUUUGUGAGAUGUACCCUCAAUUACGAGUACACCUGAAUGUCUCACAGCAGAAAGGCGAGUGAGCGUGUUUAUUGCUCUCUGUGAGUUAUACGAAUAAGUAACUAAGUUUGGUUAUUAUUUAUGCGUUAAGAGUUUUUAAUCUUGAAGAUUUGAUUUAUAUUGGUGUCAUCAGGAAGGAAAAAAAACGUUCCACUUGAUUUAGACACGCUUCUAUUUUUUUUUCGCAGUUGAGCACAAACAGAAUUAGCAUGCCCUUCUCACCUCCACCUUCCCCUUAUUUCAGGGGUUUCAAACACGCGGGCCAAAUGUGGCCCGCAGGACACUAGUUUGAGGCCCCCGCCUUGAUAUGAAAGUUUAAUGUUAGUGCGGCCCG
Messenger RNA from Doryrhamphus excisus (bluestripe pipefish), 18599 nucleotides. The record is from RefSeq and is a predicted model, not a curated record. Lineage: Eukaryota; Metazoa; Chordata; Actinopteri; Syngnathiformes; Syngnathidae.